Molecule: messenger RNA, 387 nt
Organism: Microdochium trichocladiopsis
Lineage: Eukaryota; Fungi; Ascomycota; Sordariomycetes; Xylariales; Microdochiaceae
Exons: 2
Coding region: 1-387 (128 amino acids)
Cellular component (GO): vacuolar transporter chaperone complex; fungal-type vacuole membrane
Source: RefSeq, a predicted model, not a curated record
AUGUCGAGCCAGCCACUUCUUCAGACCGCUCCCGGCAAGCGUAUUGCCCUGCCGACCCGUGUCGAGCCCAAGGUUUUCUUCGCCAACGAGCGCACGUUCCUUUCGUGGCUCAACUUUACCGUCAUCCUCGGCGCUCUCGCCAUCGGCAUGCUUAACUUUGGCGACCGGCCGGCCUUUAUCUCGGCCUUCCUCUUCACGGGCGUCGCCAUGCUCGCCAUGAUAUACGCCCUCUUUACAUACCACUGGCGUGCAAAAUCCAUUCGCAUGCGCGGCCAGGCCGGCUUCGACGACCGAUUCGGUCCCACCAUUCUCGCCAUCAUUCUGCUCUGUGCAGUUGUUGUCAACUUUGUCCUCCGCAUCACGUACUCGGAUAGCAAGAAGCACUAG